This is a messenger RNA of Arachis stenosperma, 1458 nucleotides long. RefSeq lists its product as uncharacterized. The transcript is spliced from 3 exons. Lineage: Eukaryota; Viridiplantae; Streptophyta; Magnoliopsida; Fabales; Fabaceae. The record is from RefSeq and is a predicted model, not a curated record. The coding region runs from base 1 to 1458 and encodes 485 amino acids.
AUGAUAGAGUUGUACGUGGAGUUUGAACAGCAGUCAGGGUCCGGCGCGGUCGGCGAGGAGGUCAAUGUUGAUGAGCUCGGGGAUAUAGAUUGGGAAGAAGAUAAUAAUGACAGUGAAGAGAAGUUCGAAGCUAACUAUGAAGUCGAUGAAGGAGACUUGGCAGGCAAUCCAGAGGUGCAAAAUGAAGCAAAUGUGAUUGUAAGCCAGCACCCAUUUAGUGUUCCCUCUUUUAUGCGGACUCUAGAUCUCGAAGCUAUGCAUGACCCAGAAUUUUCUGAGUAUGCGAAUACGAGUGAAGACAACGCUGCGGCAGAAGAUGGCGAGUUUAGUGUUGGAAUGGAAUUUGGUUCGAGAGAGUCAGUGAUAUCUGCAAUCAAAAGCUACACUAUCUCUAGAGGAGUUGAUUACACUGUGUAUGAGUCUGAGCCGCAGACAUUCUAUGCGAAAUGCAAGGGGUAUGGUGUAGGGUGCGAUUGGCUUAUCCGGGCUAGCUUGAUUCGAAAGAAAGCUUGUUGGGAGAUCAGGAGAUACAAUGGCAAGCACACGUGCACCAUGGGAACGAUAUCACAAGAUCAUGCCAAGUUGGACUCGGACACAAUUGCAGAUGCCAUUAGGCCGUUGGUCGAAUUAGACCCCUCGAUAAAGGUGAAGUCUGUAAUUGCAGAAGUUCAAUCUUGGUUCAACUACACUGUCAGUUACCGCAAGGCUUGGUUGGCAAAGCAGAAAGUUGUUGCUAAGGUUUUUGGUGAUUGGGAAGUUUCUUACCAGACUCUGCCAGUAUGGUUGAAAGCAAUGACGGUUAAAAUGUCAAGGUCUCGUGUUCAAAUCAAAACGCUCCCCGUUUACCGUGAGACUGAGGAGGUUCAAGGUGUAAGAGUUCUGCACCGUAUUUUUUGGAGCUUCUAUCCGUGUAUUGUAGCAUUUAGACAUUGCAAGCCACCGGUGCAAGUUGAUGGCACACACCUUUACGGAAAAUAUAAAGGUGCACUUCUGGUAGCGGUUGUACAAGAUCGGAAUCAAAACAUUGUGCCUAUUGCAUUUGCCAUAGUCGAGGGCGAGACGGCAGACGCAUGGGAGUUUUUCCUGACGAAUUUGCGGAGAUAUAUUGUUACCAUUGAUGGUGUGGGUAUUAUUUCUGACCGCCAUACUUCCAUCGACGCUGCAAUAGCUCGCAGUAACGGUGCAUGGUCACCACCAAGGGCGUGGCACAUGUACUGCAUCAGGCACAUCGGUUCCAACUUCUUAAGGAGGUUCAAGGCUCCAUAUUUGCAUAAACUCGUGGUGAACACAGGCUAUUCUAGGACGGAGCAGGAGUACAACAAAAACUACCAAAGGCUUAAAGAGCGGGGUGAGGCAUAUACUCAAUGGUGCGAUGAGAUCGGUGUUGAGAGAUGGGUGUUGGCAUUCGAUGGUGGUCAUCGUUGGGGACAUAUGACGAUAAUGAUUGCAAAUGGAUAA